AUGGCAUCUACAAACGAAACCUCACGCACCACUGAUGCUGGGGGCUCCCCCAAGUCGGUCAAGUCUCACAAAUCUAAUGCCUCGGCCCGCUCCCAACGGGGACCUGCAUCAGAGCACGAACUAUCUGCUGCAGGAGAAGCAGAAGGGGGACAUCCCCAGGUGGAAGCUGACCUGACAUGGUGGUAUGUCAAUAGGCUGACUAGCCUCGUUCUGCAGCCCGAUGUUGGCAGCGAUACAGCCUCGAAUUAUUCCAGUGAUGUGUCAGACACGGCAAGCGCUACAUCAUCGAUAUAUGCUUAUGAAUAUGAAAACGGACGUCGUUACCACGCGUACCGUGCAGGGCAAUAUCUCCUACCGAAUGAUGAGACAGAGCAAGAACGUCUUGACAUGACCCAUCAUGUGUUUUUGUUAACUCUGAAGGGGGAGCUGUGUGCGACGCAUCUGGAUAAUCCUCAGACGAUACUGGAUAUUGGAACAGGAACCGGAAUUUGGGCCAUUGAAAUUGGAGACCUGUUCCCGACAGCUGAGGUUAUUGGUACCGAUUUGAGUCCUAUCCAACCUACAUGGGUUCCGCCAAAUGUCCGUUUCGAGAUCGACGACGCCACAUUGGAUUGGACCUUUCCGAAAAACCAUUUCGACUUCAUCCACGGCCGUACCCUUGCUGGUGCCGUGAAAGAUUGGCCAGCACUUCUAAAGCAAUGUUAUCAGCACUGCAAGCCCGGCGGUAAGGUUGAGAUAUCAGAGGGCAGAGCAAACUUCUUUUGCGACGAUGACACGCUGAAGGAGGACACGGCGACGUGGAAAUGGCUCAGUGAGUUCAGAAGAUUGAGCGCUCCGUUGGGAUUCGAUAUUGUACCAGCCCUUCCCGAGAUGCUCACGGCUGAGGGGUUUGAGCGAGUCAAUCUGAUACAAAAGGUUGUGCCGAUGGGAACUUGGCCGAAAGGCCGAGAACUGAAAGAGAUUGGGCGAUGGUUCAGAGUGCAGUUCCUGGAGAUGGCACUGGAAGCUUACACUUUAGCCUUGUUUACUCGAGCCGGGAACUGGAAGAACGAAGACGUACAGGUGCUCUUAGCUUUGGUGAGGCAAGAGCUGAAAUCUGACAAGAUUCACCUGUACACCUACACGGCGUUUGUUACCGGAAGAAAACCAUUAGAUGCUGUGUGA
Messenger RNA from Colletotrichum truncatum, 1164 nucleotides. RefSeq names its product Phosphoethanolamine N-methyltransferase 1-like protein 2. Gene Ontology annotation, molecular function: methyltransferase activity. NCBI's taxonomy places the organism in Eukaryota, Fungi, Ascomycota, Sordariomycetes, Glomerellales, Glomerellaceae. The record is from RefSeq and is a predicted model, not a curated record.